AUGGUUGCAAUGAUGGAGUGGAGAAUGCAUGAAAAAGAAUGGAGGAAAGGGCCUUGGACACCUGCGGAAGAUGACUUUCUUAUUGAGUAUGUUAGAAUGCAUGGAGAAGGAAGAUGGAGUUCUGUAGCUGAUUGCUCAGGUUUGAAAAGGAGUGGGAAGAGUUGUAGGUUAAGAUGGGUGAAUUACCUAAGGCCUGGUCUUAAGAAAGGUCAAUUAACACCCCAAGAAGAAGGCAUCAUUAUUGAACUUCAUGCGUUAUGGGGAAACAAGUGGUCUACCAUAGCUAGAUACUUGCCAGGAAGAACAGAUAACGAGAUAAAGAACUACUGGAGAACUAAUUUCAAGAAGAAAGGAACCCCAUCACAAAAUCAAGAAAAGCAAAAACAUAAAGUUUCAUUUAGGCGUGAUCAACAUCAUCAUCAACAACAACAAAUUAUGAAUAAUAAUUAUGUGUUACCUCAGGUAGAAGAGAGUAACCAAAGGAUGAUCUUUGAAUCACCAGAAACCAAGAUGGAAGAUACUACUGUUAGUGAGCAACAUUAUAACCGGUCUGUGAUGGGUCAAGAUGUUGCAUCUUGGUGGGACACUGUCUCUGAGGAUGGUUUAUGGAGUGUGUUUUUGUGGAAUCUGGAUAACGACCAAUAUCCAAAUGAAUCUGUGAUUGAACAAUCAUUUAGCUCUAAUUUUUGA
Lactuca virosa is the source of this 690-nucleotide messenger RNA. Lineage: Eukaryota; Viridiplantae; Streptophyta; Magnoliopsida; Asterales; Asteraceae. The record is from the annotation of a GenBank genome assembly.